AUGAGACUCUCACCCCUCGCCGGCCUGCUGCUGCCUUUCCUGCCUCACGUCUCCUCCUGGCUCGUCCCCCGAGGGCUCGACGACGGCCACUACACCAUCGCCUUCCCCGACGGCAACUUUUCCUCGCCCGACCACCGCAUCGUGAAGCGCGGCCAGGACCCCUGGCGGAGCACCGGACCAUGGCCCAAAGAUCCACCGUGGCCCGGCGAGAUAUCACCACCCCGCCGCGACGAUUCCCACGGCAAACCCGAGGACUCGCUGCAGAUCAGCCACUACCAGUGCGACUUUGCGAGCAAUGAGCAUGUCCCCUGGUUCGAGUACGAGUCUGCCUUCAACUCCCUCGGCGAUUACUGCGAUCGUUUCCUCGUCUUCGCCCGCACCAUCCACAUCAGCGUCUCGCGCGGCGGCACCGCCGUCGCCUUCGUCUGCAACUCCCACGAGACCCUCCCCGCUCCGUGCUCCCGCCUCGAGUUCCGCUGGGUCGAGCGCAACUAUCUCGACCCCUACUGUGGCCACCUGCGCCCUGGCCAGGCGUACGCGCCGAUGGUGGGAAAGUGGUACGGCAGGGCCCAUGCCGGCGGCGAGCUGUGCACCGGCGAGGGGAGGACGUCGCACUUCGAGCAACGGUGGAAGUGGUCUUUGCCGCCGAAGGAUAAAUUGGCCUGCAAGCACAACUGCGACGUGCCGGAUGGGAAGGGUGGCAUCGUCGGCGAGUCGAUGGCCGGUGCUCGCGGCCGGUGA
Drechmeria coniospora is the source of this 741-nucleotide messenger RNA. RefSeq lists its product as uncharacterized. The transcript has a single exon. The record is from RefSeq and is a predicted model, not a curated record. Bases 1 to 741 code for a protein of 246 amino acids. Lineage: Eukaryota; Fungi; Ascomycota; Sordariomycetes; Hypocreales; Ophiocordycipitaceae.